GUCCUUGAUUCGCAUCAUAUCAACACACCACAGCACAGCACGACAUAGCAUGGCACAGCAUCGCCAGAAUCGUCCUACUACACCAUCCACCACGGCACAUAUGUACUUGCAGAGGGAUGAUAUGAGCAGCUACGAAAAAGGGAAUGCAUCGCCUCCCGACCUCCCUAGUCAUUGGACGCCCAGAUUCGUUAAGAGACUCCUGCAUCUCGCCGUGAAAUGCAAUCGAUGGCGAGAAGGGUCUCAACCCGCCACCAUCGCAUUCCCACGCCACGACACACCGACACAAGGCGAUGAGGAAACCGCAAGCGCACACGUCACCAAGCAACCAGCUAGGUAGCCAGCCCACAUAUCUCACGAGAAGAAAGUGCGCUUCAUGUCUGUGGUACCAUCUCCUCUCGGGCGCACAAAACCGACAAGGCAAGAGCCCCAACGGGUGCACGUUUUCCCGGCCAGGCGCGACUUGUACACCUCCAGUAUCGUCGACAGGUGACACUUGCUGCACACACGCAUACAAACCCACAAAUGUACUGCUGAUCCCAUGUGUGUGUGGCGUGGAGGACUGCGCGUACGUGUCUUUGCAUGCGUUUGGGGUCGCCUCCACGUUGUGGCUUUACGGUCUGCAUCAGCAGGGGGUUGUCCUUGCCUGCUCACAGCAACACGCGUACAGCCAAACAAAAGACCAACAAACGAUCCACACCACACCCACACCACACCACACGUCUGUUCGCACCGCACCGCCCACCAAUGCUCCUCUCCUUCUCGCCUCGCUCCUGCGUCGGCCACCAAAUGAACGUCUUAAUAUGAGGCUGCACACACACACACACACAGGCGUGAAGGCACCGCACCCAUGGUACCUUCAACAAGUGUAUGUGUGUGUGCUGACCUCGGUAUCUCCCUCGUCUUUGUGGAGUUCCCAGACGAUGGUUGAUGCGGUGGGCAGGUAGCCCUUGCGGACGUCGGUGAGGGCGAUGGGGUAGUCGAUACAUGGGCACCGCAUACAGCAGCUCGCGGUGCGCCAGGA
Vitrella brassicaformis is the source of this 1021-nucleotide messenger RNA. Lineage: Eukaryota; Vitrellaceae. The record is from the annotation of a GenBank genome assembly.